Molecule: messenger RNA, 1276 nt
Organism: Oreochromis aureus
Lineage: Eukaryota; Metazoa; Chordata; Actinopteri; Cichliformes; Cichlidae
Exons: 6
Coding region: 44-1276 (410 amino acids)
Source: RefSeq, a predicted model, not a curated record
UGACCGAUGACUUACUUUUUUUUUAUUCAAGCUUUCACUGUCAAUGUUAAACGUUAAAGUCUGGACUACAACAAUCAUGCCGUUCAGGAAUGCUUGUCGUCUCUUUGUGGGUGUCAUCAUUUACAUCUCAGGUGUUAAUGGAGGAGAAACCAGGAUCUGUGCUCUCAAAGGUUCAUCGGUGGAUCUGCACUGCUCACAUCAACAUCUGACUUCAAGCACCAAAUGGUUCACUAUCCAAUGGAAGGGAAAUUAUGUUCAGAGUGAGCUCUCUGUGGAUGGACAACGUGUAACGUACAACAUGUCUGAAGAGAAAAACCAAACUUUAACCAUCAGUGAUCUAAGAGAGAGUGAUGCAAACUCUUACUGCUGUAUGAAGACUACAGACAGUCCACAACUCUGUUGGCUCAACAGAAUUAGUCUUCAAGUAGUUGCAGGGCUGCAGGUAAAGGUGAUUCCUGCCACAGAGGGACAGACAGUAACAUUGAUGUGCAGCAGCAGCUGUCCUCUGACUGAAAAGCCUGCAGCCUACAUCUGGUACAAGAACAGAGAGUUUCUCUAUGAGGACUGGUCUCCCUGGUACCAAGAGCUGCUCAGCAGUGAGGAAGCAGUCACAUACUCCUGUGCUGUCAAAGGCUACGAGGAUCUCAGAGCCCCUGAAGUCUCUGUGGAUUCAAUAACAAAGACAUGUUUCAGAGUGACUUGUGCUUAUGGAAACCUUUCUUCCCACAAUCAGACAUUAGUGGAUGAGCCGUGCUCCAUCACAUAUCCCAGAGAGGUUCAUGUUCAAAGAACUUCUUCCGUCUCGGGGUUUGUCACACUGACCUGUAUCACCAGCUGUAACCUGACUAACCAUCAAACUGGCUACGUGUGGUAUCACAACAAACAAAACUAUUAUGAGAAUCAAGAUUAUUCAGUUGAUAACUCUUCAAGAGACACAUUCUCUUGUGUUCAGGAUAAAAACUGCUGGAGAGUGAAUUAUGUCAGCAGGAGAAUCUGUGCUCUGGAAGGAUCUUCACUGAACAUCACACGUGAAUACUCACAUCCUGAUAACAUGAAGCCAGAGUUUAAAUGUUGGAGUAAAAAAUGCAGAAAAGAUAAAGUGGAAGUUGAAGAGCUGAUUGAGGCUGCAGGUCGUGUGGAGUAUCAGGACAGCAUGAAGAACCAACACAUCCUGACCAUCAACAACCUGAAGAAGAAUGACUCAGGAGGAUACACAUUCAGAUUCCAGAAAGAUCAUGAAGGAUGGACACAGUCUGAUCUGCCUGGAGUCUUUUGA